UUUAACUCUACACACUCGUGGUAGCUCGCUAGCUCAAAACGGAGACAGAUAGCUUUCUAAUGCAAAAAUAUAAACUGCUUUUAUCUGUGUGAUUAAACGAGAAGGCUAGUUAGUGAAUAUUAGCCACGUGCUAACGCUAGCAUAGAGCCGCUGCGUGGAGUUUUAGACAGCAUUAAAAGCAAGAAAAAUAAUCAAAAUGCUGAAAAAAGGCAACACAAAUUACGGACACGAUUUAUGUCCGGAAAACAAUGCAUUUCUCUCUGGAAAUACUUUCAAAGAUGAGUAAAUAUAUAUAUAUAUAUAUAUAUAUAUACAUAUGUGUGUGUGUAAAAAAAAAAAAAGUCCAUAACUAAAACUGCUGGGACGCCGUGACGUCAGCGAAAUGUCCAAGCACGUGGAGCGAUUACACGUUUCCAUGGUAACAUCGGCGCUUCUUAUUGGUGGAUUGGAGGAGAAUUCUGGUGUCUCGUUACUUCCGGAAACAGCUGUAUGUGUCAGAGAGAACCGCGUGGAUUUCUCCCGUUCGUGGAGAGAAGAGUUCGAGUCAAUGUUCUCACUGAAGGUCUGAGUGCAGGAACCUGCUGAAGAGCUCGUGAUUGUAAGAAGUUUUAUUGUUGUUGUUGAUGAUGAUGAUGAUGAUGAUGGACACGUGCAGGAGGAGGAAGUGCACUAAUCUUCAGGAGUGAUCAUUAUUCUUCUUACUUGGUGGUGUUUUGGGGUUUUUGUUGAGUAUUCCUCUGCGUGGUUAUACAUGUUUACAUCUGUAUAAAAAAAGAACUACUUGUUACUCUACAUCUACUAAAAACCCCAAACCCUCUGUCCUGCUGUCGUCCUGUUCACUUUCACUUCCUGCUUCUCAGAUCUCUGCUGUCGCUUCACACACAUGAGAGGAAAACGCACAUCAUGACCAACGCCGCUGGAGGUGAGGCAGUUCCGGCUGGACGUGAGGACGUCCUGGAGCGCUACGUGACCUUCUGCAGCCGUGUGUGGAGUGAAGGCAGCGUGAAGGUGUGUGAGGACGUGCAGCUGAUGGAGGAGGUCAAGCAGGUGCUGUUAACUCAGAGUCAGGCAGCUCACACCUUCACACUCCUGCCAUUUUACCCCACUGUCAUCAACAUCAUCAGCACCAACACCAGCAGCAGCGUGCUCCAGCGCCUCAGUAAAGCCUUCCAGGUUCUCGAGCUGUUCUGCAUCAACCUGUUCCUCUUUCCCUGGAAAAAAGAGUUUAAAACACUGAAGAAAUUCACUGGUCAUUUUGUUUACUACAUCAAAACGGUUCUGCCGCCGCAGACGACCCGGAGUGUUCUCCAGCGAAUCGGCUACGACUCCGAAACUGACACCGAGUACAAGCUCUCCCACAGCGUCGACCCAAACCACGCUAAAGAAAUGGGCUUCGAGCUGUUCCUGGCCCGAGUGGAAUGUGAACAUCUGAUUCAGAUGAUGAGCCAGACGUCUCACGCCGAAUGUCUGAGGAUCAUCCAGAACCGAGGUUCUGCCACGACUCAACAGGAGGAACCGGAGCUCGACAACGCUCCGAACGGGGUGUGUGUUCUGGAGGAGGACAGAGUGUGCAGAGACGACUUCCUGUUACAUUCAGAACCAAGUCUGAAACCUUUGGACCAGGAGAUGAACGAGCAUGAAAACUCAGAGCACGGAGCAUUCCUGAGCGAAGAUAAGUCCAUCCUGGAGAUGCAGAAGGAUUACCCAGACCUUACCUUCAGACAGAGGCCCAUCUUCAAAAGCUCUUCUGUCAAGGUGAAGCGCUCCGGAGGAAGAGACCCGAAGCUUGACCGUGACAUGAGCGGGCCUCGCUCCAUCACCUUACACACUGACGCUCCAGAACCUGCUCUAGAACCUCGUUCCUCAGAAGAACAGCAGCUGCGCGUUGGAGCCGCGUCACACACUCCGGGGUUCAAACCUGCGGACGACGCCUCGGUGACAGACCUGGCCGAGAUGAUGGACAAGCUGAAGCUGAAGGAGUUCCCCUGUGAGGAGCCUCUGAAGUGUCCGGUGGAGGAGACGGCGCAGUGCGAGAAGAACGAGACGAUCCCCAUCCUCUGCAGCCCCUCGCAUGACUCCCUCUGCUCCAUCGCCGGCUGCAGCAGCUGCUCCGCCUCAGACCGACUCCAUCAGCGCCGCGGCAUCACGGAGCCUCCGCAGUCCUUCUACAUCCCCAACAGCGUGAGCGGGUCUGCUGUGGCGCCCCCUGCAGAACACGAGGAGAACAUCCACCCCAGCAGCAGGGCAGGAGCUGAGUCUGGUCUCCACCACACUCUGGAGAUCCUGUGACAUCACAAAAUAAACUAGUAACAACUUUAGACCAAUCACGUCCAACAUGCAAAUGAGCAAACCAUGGCAGGAAGUGCUGCUGGUAACUAAAACCAACUAGUUUACUGAGAGAUAACUAACCAGCUAGUUAAGUCAGCUAAUGUUAUCUACUGAUAUUAGGUAGUAGACAUGGUGGGAUGGCAUGUGGGCGGGUCUAAUUUGCAUAUUCAUGAACUUCCCUAGCUCCUGGUAUGUCUGAUGAGGGUAAACCUGUAGAGCUGUUUUUAUUUGAGACGAUUAAACAAAAAUGUAAAAAUUUGUUCUUUAAAAAAAACACAUAAAUGUAAUAUUCUGAACAAAAACACAAAUUUGUCCAGAAACGUUCACAACGCAGUGCAGAGACACCUCGUGAGUUUGUUCAGAAAUUCACAACUUUAAAAACUUAAACUAGUUACGGAGUUUUUCAUCUUCAUGUUUAUAACAACAAUCAUUUAUUUCUAAAGGUUUCUUCCUCUGGUUGUGGAAAUUAGCUGCACAUCUGAUGGCGUUAUCUCGUUAAUAUCAGUGUGUUUGAGUUAAAUACACUCCUGUUAAUAUGUGUUGCUUUAGUAAGUCUGUGUAAACUUUGUGUUAAACAUUUGAUACAAAUACUGUGAACUCUUUGAGGUGUAGAGUAUGAGGAGGUGAAGCUCCGUGUUUAUCCGAGGGAUUAGUGUCGUGUUCGGGAUAAACACUGAGUCUGUCUGAGGUGUGAAGGUCUUUCUGUUUGGUUUUUGUUUGGUUUUUCGCUUUGUUAAGAAUUUAACAAAUUUAAGAAGUCCAUUUCCUCCGAGUGAGGAAGCGGUUUAUCUCCGUUUAUUCCUCUGCACAUGGACAUGAUGUCAGAAUGCUCCUGUGAUAAAACCCUGAACACCUCCACACCACCAUGAAGAAUUACUCCGAGCUUGUUUAGAGACAGUAAAUUGAAGGAAGUGACCGUGUGAGCUGAGCUACAUCAGAGGCGUCCGACCCGCAACUCGGCCCGAGCCUGGACGCUAGUCUGUUAUUCCACUAGGGGGCAAAAUAGAGCAAUAAUCUCAGCUACUGUAAUUCUUCAUGAUGAAGCGAAACAUUAAUGCGGUACGUGAACACCAGACGCUUCCCAAAGGAACUCGUUUAGAGGCUUCACAACUGGGGGGUGAAAACUUAUGCAAUUACAACUUCUACUCUGUAAAUCAUUUACCUUCAUUUCAAUAUCAUGAUAUAUUAUUCGUGCAGAUCAAUAACAAAAAAGCAUAAUUAACAUCCACAUCUGAAUUUUUUUGUUUUUAUUAUCGUGUUUAAUUUUCAUGGACGUGAUUUAAGAAAACAGAAGCCUACAAUUGCAGAGAUUUAGCCUCGUCUCUGAGGUCAAAGCUCUAUGGUUCGAAACUUGUUCAUGGCCAUGAACUGUUCCUGGAGUGAGGGGAGAGACAGGUGUGGGUACAGGUGUGU
Hemibagrus wyckioides is the source of this 3741-nucleotide messenger RNA. Its product is annotated as spermatogenesis-associated protein 2-like protein. Gene Ontology annotation, cellular component: cytoplasm. Lineage: Eukaryota; Metazoa; Chordata; Actinopteri; Siluriformes; Bagridae. The record is from RefSeq and is a predicted model, not a curated record. The transcript has 3 exons. Bases 904 to 2289 code for a protein of 461 amino acids.